Acanthisitta chloris (rifleman) is the source of this 1017-nucleotide messenger RNA. RefSeq names its product chromosome unknown open reading frame, human C9orf91 (gene TMEM268). The record is from RefSeq and is a predicted model, not a curated record. NCBI's taxonomy places the organism in Eukaryota, Metazoa, Chordata, Aves, Passeriformes, Acanthisittidae.
AUGGCCCAGAAAAACCAGACUGGUGGAACUGAGAAAAAUGGGUCCUCCCUCCUCUACUGUAAGAGUGAUUUAAAGGAAGGAUCCCUGCAGUGGGUGACAGAACCCCUCGAUGGCCACGUGCUCAUGGUGCUCAGCAUGGACAACACCUGCUCCAACUCCUCCUUUGACAUGGAGCUUUGUGCAGAGAAACUGAAGUCCCUUGGGGUUCAGGUGCCAGUGGAUCAGUGGAGGAGGUUGAUCCAAGAUGCUGUCCUAAAGCCUGAAGUGAGGAGAUACAUGUUCUACAACUCCAGGGCAUUCCAGAUAGCCAUUGCUGUGGUUUUCUACAUCUCCCUCUGGACAAACCUUUACUCCACAGUCCAGCUCUGUUCCUGUUUUUUUUUAGCCAGUGUGCUGGUGACCCUUGCUGCCAUCACAGCCACUGUGGUGCUGAUCCUGGUUAUUGAUCAUCGACAGAGGAAGAUAAACAUGAACACAGACGUGAGGCUGGCAGCUGUCAAUGAAAUCUUUAUGGAGCACAAUUUAAUUGUGGGGAUUACAGAUGUCCUGGAUGGGCCACACAGCAUCCUGAAACUGUGGUUUGUGCACUUCAGCCCCGAGCACUGCCUGCAGUCCUUGUCAGCUCACAUCUCACACCUGCAGAGGACACGAGAGAAGAGCUUGCGGCACAGGCUGGAUGAGCUCUGUGUGGUUAUGGAGACAGCAGUUCAGCCUGAUGUGGGGACAGAGGAGGCUCCAUGUGAAGAGUCACCUCUUUUAUCCAGUGAAGUGAACCUGGAUGAAAAGCCUGUGACGUGCAAUGAGCUGCUCUGCCUCGUCCCUGAGGGCCCACCAGAGGUGAUGGCCCAGCAGCUCUUGGUGAUCUUCAGUGGAUGCUACGUCCGGCUCCUGGUGACUGGCCAGCUCCCUCGGGCUGGGGCAGGGGGGCACCUGGAGCACAGCACUGUGCCCUGUCUCUGCCAGUUCAUUGAGGCCACUGUUCUCAACACACACCACAGCUGGUUCAUGGGCAGGUGA